AUGGCAUCGGCAGCAGUUCAACAGCCCGACGGUCAUUCGACCUCGUUCGAACCUUUGACGGCACAGUUGAAGGGUGCUUCUGUGCCUCAGCCGGAGAAGCAUCAUGUCCAUACCCAGUUGAACUACUACAAAGACCCUGGGGAUGGAAGCCCUCCUGCUCCAACUUAUGUUGGCAAGCCAGAGACCUACGAAAGACCAGUCCAGCCACUGGAUGUGACGAUACAUGAUAUUCGAGGUGAAGAGAAGAACUAUACGCUUGACAAGAGUGGCUUCGAGAUUUAUCGUCAUGCGAGUAUUGAAAAGGACUUUCUCGACGAUGCCCAGAUCAGGGCAAAUUAUUAUCUAGAGACUGAACAGCUGUUGAAGGACGCCACUGGGGCCUCACGUGUUUUGAUCUUCGACCACACGAUCCGCCGAGCGCAAAAGGAUCAACGAGGCAGCCCAGCCGCAUCUCCUCUCCGCGGGCCAGUGAAUCGUGUUCACAUCGAUCAAAGCUACAGCGCAGCCAGGUCGCGCGUCCCCCACCAUCUCCCCGACGAGGCCGAUGCCUUGCUCAAAACACGCUACCAGAUCAUCAACGUCUGGCGACCUAUCAAGACCAUCCUCAAGGACCCUCUCGCCGUCGCGGAAGCGCACUCGGUGCCAGACUCCGAUCUCAUUGGCGUCGGUCUGAUCUACCCUAACCGGCAGGGCGAGACCUACACGGUGCGACCCAACCCGGAGCACAAGUGGCACUAUCUCUACGGACAGACGCCAGAGGAGGUUCUUCUGAUCAAGUGCUUCGACUCCAAGCUGGACGGGCGCGCGAGGAGAGUGCCACACACUGCAUUUGUGAAUCCCGAGACUGUGAACGAGGAUUCGCGCGAGUCGAUUGAAGUUCGGGCAUUGGUCUUCCACGAGGAUCAAUCUGCGGAAUGA
This is a messenger RNA of Cladophialophora psammophila CBS 110553, 918 nucleotides long. RefSeq lists its product as uncharacterized. The coding region runs from base 1 to 918 and encodes 305 amino acids. The transcript is spliced from 2 exons. The record is from RefSeq and is a predicted model, not a curated record. Gene Ontology annotation, molecular function: oxidoreductase activity. Lineage: Eukaryota; Fungi; Ascomycota; Eurotiomycetes; Chaetothyriales; Herpotrichiellaceae.